UGUCGACAUUCAUCACAUGGCAUUAUCUUUUACUGUCUGUGGGAAUUUUAUUGUGAUGCGAAGUGUGCUGUUUAUUGCCUUACUGUAGUUCUGAAUUGAUCAAUUCUAUAGCAAAAACCAAAGGAAACCUUCUGAAGAAUGGCGCUGUUCUUGAUGAAUCGGUAUCUUGGGGAUGAGGACGACGACAAGAAUGCUAAGGAGUUUCGUUCCAAACUCUUGCUGGAAAAGCUAAAAAAACAGGCUAAAGAGAGGGAGCAACAGGCUCUGUGCAACAGAACAGAUGGUGUUUGUCUCUCUGUAACAGAUACAAAUAAAACAAAAGAAGACUGCACAGACAAGAAAGAGGUAAAAAGGAAAAGGAAAAAAGCCGAAGAUGCCGAGGAACUGUCCUCAAAUGCUAAAGUGAAGAAGUCGAAUAAGAAGUCCAAGCCAUUGAAACCUGUAACAGACCAAGCAGCAGACAAAGAGGUAUCCAGUGAAUCUGAGAGCAGCACCGAUGAAAAACAGAACAGGAAAGACACAAAUGAAUCUGAGAGCCAGACUGGUACCUCAGCUGAGCCCAAAAGUUCAUCACAGCCCAGUUUCCCCAUCCUGGGAGGAUUUGAGAAGAAGGCUGUUCAAAAGGUUUAUAGGGUCUUGCCACAGUGGCUGGCGCAACCAGAUGUGAUUCAAAAGGAUAUUAAGAAUAACCUGAUCCCCACAACGUUGGUACCAGGAAUUUGCCCCAAACUUCUGAAAAGAUUGGACAAGAAUGGGAUUGAUAACUUCUUUCCUGUUCAGGCUGAGGUGAUUCCUGCUAUUUUGGAGAGUGUUUGUCAUGGGCUGAUGAUGGGGAGAGGGAGCUACAGACCCAGAGAUAUCUGUGUGUCAGCACCCACAGGCAGUGGCAAGACACUGGCAUUUGUCAUUCCAAUCGUCCAGGCUUUGGCAGAGAGGGUCUUAUGUCAGGUCCGGGCUUUGAUUGUGCUGCCAACAAAGGAACUUGCACAACAGGUGUAUAAAGUUUUCUGUAUGUAUGCUGAAGGCACCAACUUGAAAGUGGUGAUGAUUGCUGGCCAGAAGUCUUUUGCUGCAGAGCAGGCAUCUCUUUCAGAAAACAGAGGCGGGCUGGCCUGCAGUUUGGCUGACAUUGUCGUGGCGACCCCAGGCAGGCUGGUGGAUCAUAUCAACAAGAACGACGGUUUCAGUUUGCAGCACCUACGAUUCCUUGUAAUAGAUGAGGCGGACCGAAUGAUUGACAGCAUGCACCAGUCAUGGCUCAAACUGGUCACUCAAGCAGUGUAUAAGAAGGGUGCUGAUGGGUCCAUCUUCGGGAGGAGAAAACCAGGAGCCAUCACAGCAGCCAGCUUGUCUCCGCCCCAGAUGCCUCUUCAGAAGCUGCUGUUUUCUGCCACCCUGACCCAGAACCCCGAGAAACUCCAGCAGCUGGGUUUACACCAGCCCCGGCUCUUCAGCUCCAUCCACAGCGGUACCUCCACGCUAGAGGCUUCUCAACCCACGGAGAAAUUCAACCUCCCCGAAGGCCUCACGGAAUACUACAUCCCGUGCACUCUGUCCAAGAAGCCCCUUAUCCUCCUUCAUCUGCUACUACGUCUGAAGUUCAGCACUGUGCUGUGCUUUACUAACUCCAGAGAUGCUGCACACAGGCUGUUCAUGCUGGUGAAGCUCUUCGGAGGGGUUCAGGUUGCAGAGUUCUCCUCACGCCUAAGUCCUUCUGAGAGGAAGAAGACCCUGAGGGAUUUUGAGCAGGAGAAAAUUCAGUUGUUAAUAAGUACUGAUGCAGCUGCCCGAGGGAUUGAUAUUCAGGGGGUGAAAUGUGUUUUGAACUACGAUGCACCUCAGUUCAUCAGGACCUACAUUCAUAGGGUUGGCAGAACUGCAAGAGCAGGGAAAUCUGGAAUGGCAUUCACAUUCUUACUUGGAGUUCAGGAGAAAAACUUCCUUCAGAUGGUGGUGGAUGCAGGCAGCCCAGGGGUACAGAAACAGAUCAUCCAAUCAGAGAGCCUGAAAAGCAUGGAGGCCCAGUAUGAACAGACUCUGGUGGAUCUGGGAAAUGCUAUCAAGGAUGAAAAAGCAAAGAAACGUAUGACACUGUGAUGCAUCUGUUUUGUUUGAUGAUUAUUUGUAAAUAAAUAAAUAAACUUCAUUUAUGUGUC
Alosa sapidissima (American shad) is the source of this 2156-nucleotide messenger RNA. It is a transcript of the gene ddx51, whose product is annotated as DEAD (Asp-Glu-Ala-Asp) box polypeptide 51. Gene Ontology annotation, molecular function: ATP binding; nucleic acid binding. The record is from RefSeq and is a predicted model, not a curated record. NCBI's taxonomy places the organism in Eukaryota, Metazoa, Chordata, Actinopteri, Clupeiformes, Clupeidae. Bases 139 to 2097 code for a protein of 652 amino acids. The transcript is spliced from 16 exons. Gene Ontology annotation, cellular component: nucleus.